Medioppia subpectinata is the source of this 612-nucleotide messenger RNA. Lineage: Eukaryota; Metazoa; Arthropoda; Arachnida; Sarcoptiformes; Oppiidae. The record is from the annotation of a GenBank genome assembly.
AUGGAUGAGCCAUUGAACAAUUGGCCCGAUUGUCCCCACAAUUGUCAAUGUUAUAAAGCACCUAAAGUUGAUUUAGAAGACACCCGAACAACAGUGAGCCUAAUAUGCGAUGGCAUCGGUCAGUUGCCAACAUCCGGCAAUAAAUUAAUUGAUUUCGAUUGGAUUUCUGGCACACAUUUACCAAACCUAUGGUCACUUGAUUUAAGGGAUAAUCACAUCACAACCAUUCCUUCCGGUAUAAAACAAUUUCAGUUUCCCGGAAUACAAGUCCUAAAACUGGAACGAAAUAACUUAAAGAUAUUAAUGUGGAAUACUUUGCAACCACUUAUGAAUAUCAGGGAACUAUCACUUCAACUUCAUGAUGAUAUUGAAGCUGAGCACAAGAAUGUGAUCUGUUCUUCACAACACGUUCAUGAGGUUUAUGACAACCUCAACAAUAAUCCGGACACACAUUAUCCGCAGUUCUUUAUUGAUUCGAUGAAUAGACUUCUUUGCCGGGAUAUUACCAAACAAGUGACUGUGACGGCCGCGUGUCGCGAAAUGCAUAAAAAUUCUGACUCAUAUGAAACACCACAGAAAACCUGUCAGAAUUGGCCUGAAAAUAGUUUAUAA